Messenger RNA from Uloborus diversus, 855 nucleotides. Its product is annotated as programmed cell death protein 6-like. The transcript is spliced from 8 exons. The coding region runs from base 144 to 677 and encodes 177 amino acids. NCBI's taxonomy places the organism in Eukaryota, Metazoa, Arthropoda, Arachnida, Araneae, Uloboridae. Gene Ontology annotation, molecular function: calcium ion binding. The record is from RefSeq and is a predicted model, not a curated record.
AUAAUGGCAUCUAAACUUAAGAAAAGUAAUAACGAGAUCUGAUGAUUUUGAUUUGUCAAAGCUGACGACACUGCUAAAGUAUUUUUUUUGGUCGUCGCGGGAAAAGUAUUUUCCCGUCAUAGUUUAUAGUUCUGUGAAUUACAAUGGCUUAUGCGUCGGCUCAGCCACCAGAUCAAUAUCUAUGGGAUAUAUUUUUGAGAGUGGAUCGUGAUCGCAGUGGUUCAAUAACUGCAAAUGAAUUGCAAGCUGCAUUGUCUAAUGGUACAUGGCAACCUUUUAAUCCUGAAACUGUCAGAAUGAUGAUUGGUAUGUUUGAUAGAGAUCAUUCAGGAACUAUCAAUUUUCAAGAAUUCAAAGCUCUUUGGAAAUAUAUUACAGACUGGUUGAACUGUUUCCGAAGUUUUGACACUGAUCGUUCUGGAAACAUUGACAAAAAUGAGUUAAAAAAUGCGCUUACAACGUUUGGAUAUCGAUUGUCCGACAACUUCUAUUCCAUGUUGGUUCAAAAGUUUGACCGAGAUGGAACAAGAACUAUCAAAUUUGAUGAUUUUAUACAAUGUUGUGUACUGUUACAAACUUUGACGGCUGCAUUCAGGCAUCAUGAUACAGAUAUGGAUGGAUGGAUACGAAUAUCCUAUGAAGAAUUCCUUAAACUUGUUUUCAGUCUUCGAAUGUGAAAAUCAAAAAUGAAUUGUUGUCUGCCAUUUAUUUCUCUGAAAUUUUUAUCAAUGCUUCUCUUCAUGCAAUGAAUUGGAAAUCAAUCUGCUCAUAUUGCUCAUUAGACUGUUGUUACUGGAAAAAAAACUUUAUAUACUUUAUUUUUCACUGUAAUAAAAGUCUUUUUAUUAAAUGUUA